Messenger RNA from Aspergillus nomiae NRRL 13137, 1137 nucleotides. Its product is annotated as F-box protein. The coding region runs from base 1 to 1137 and encodes 378 amino acids. The transcript has a single exon. Gene Ontology annotation, molecular function: protein binding. NCBI's taxonomy places the organism in Eukaryota, Fungi, Ascomycota, Eurotiomycetes, Eurotiales, Aspergillaceae. The record is from RefSeq and is a predicted model, not a curated record.
AUGGCGUCAGGCACAGCAUAUCGGUGCGAGAAACCGUGCAGGGAGACCCUGGAUUACUACCUCAGUCCAGAUGAUUCCAAGCCCGCGGUGAUGUUAUACAAAGCUCCCCCUCAUAAGAAAUCAAGAAUCAAUCCGAAGUAUACACCUCUGUUUGAUCGGCUCCCACUCGAAAUCGUCCACUUGAUCUUGCUCAAUCUCGAUCUACCCAGUCUAGGGAGGUUGCGUCGAGUCAGCACCAGAGGAAGGUGUUUAGUCGAAUCGCUUCCGGCGUACUCUUUGUUGAGGGCCUUGGCCUCCGACACGCUCCGCAUGAUGGAUAUUACCAAGUGCGCAUCAUAUUUUCCCAUCGGCCGGCUUUUCACUGAGUUCUGCCAUCCCUGGUGCCGGACCUGUACCGAUUUAGGCCCUUUUAUUUACUUCCCGACCCUGACCCGUUCAUGUUAUAAAUGCAGUUAUCUCCGACCCGAGUACGAAGUGGCUCCCAUGCGUGAUAUCUGUUUAAAGUUUGCAUUGACUCUAGCGGAUAUCCAUCAGUCAAAACUCCCAAUCAUUUACCAUCCAGAAAAGCCUCCACACCACCUAAUGGAUGUUGCUCGAGCAAAGGCCGUGGGAAUAAAGCUCCAUGGAAGUAAGAAGGCAAUGGAGCGGGCGUACCAGACUCGCCGGAAGGAGUAUGAAAGAGAUUACCAACGCCGGGUUCAGGAAUGGCAAAAACGCCGGCAUCAAGGAACCCACACUGGAGGACGACCCCGGCGCCGGUGGAAUCCUACACCACUGGUGGAGAAGGAGGACGAGCCUUCAUGGAGACUGCAGGCGUCAGUGGCAUUUCCAUACUGGGACUCUCGGACACGAACAUUGGAGCCCGGCACGUACUGUAGGGCUUGUACGUAUCACUGGGAGGAGGGCAAUGCAGAUGACUGGAGACGCAUGGAAACCAUUUUCCAUCUACACCCCCCUAGCAGAGAGGCCUAUUAUCGAGCAUUCUUGGAGGCUGAUUUACCUCAGCAUUUUCUCAACUGUGUUGCAAUGAAGCAGAAUUAUAACUUCCGGGUCGAACGUCUGAGCCUCACUGAGAGGUUGUUUAAACGGAAAGGGACUGAUUUUAUUGUUGGCCCCAAGAAUACUACUGAUGCCUGA